Molecule: messenger RNA, 3837 nt
Organism: Microcebus murinus (gray mouse lemur)
Lineage: Eukaryota; Metazoa; Chordata; Mammalia; Primates; Cheirogaleidae
Source: RefSeq, a predicted model, not a curated record
UCGGUGUUGCUCACUGUUUGCUGGGUGGUGGGUGAGCUUGAGCGGGAGCCCGGCUUUGGGAGACUUGCGAACAGUUCCCAGCGAGCGAGAUCGCGCCAGAGAGAGAAGAGCGAGAGUGAGGGAGUGAGUGCGAGGGAACCUAGAGGAGUCAGGGCGAGAAAGUGAGGGCCCGAGGAGGACGCACGAUUGAGACAGAGUGACCAUGGCUGUCUCCGUACCUCCGGUGAUCUCUGCAACUUCCAGCGGUGCGGGAGUCCCAGGGGGCUUAUUUCGGGCCGAACUCCCGUACUCGACUCCGGGAGAGCCCCCUCGUCUCACCCCCAAUAUGAUCAACAGUUUCAUGGCCAACAACCACAGCUGCAGCGCCGGGGGCGGCGGGGUCGGUAGUGGCAGCGGCAGCAGCGGCAACACCAACACCAACGAGUGCCGGAUGGUCGACAUGCACGGGGUGAAGGUGGCUUCAUUCCUGAUGGACGGCCAGGAAUUGAUCUGCCUGCCGCAAGUCUUUGAUCUUUUUCUCAAGCACCUGGUAGGAGGGUUGCACACAGUCUACACCAAGCUGAAGAGACUGGACAUAUCCCCUGUGGUGUGUACUGUUGAACAGGUUCGGAUCCUCCGUGGGCUGGGGGCCAUCCAGCCCGGGGUGAACCGCUGCAAACUCAUUACCAGGAAAGACUUCGAAACUUUGUUCACAGAUUGCACCAAUGCCAGAAGGAAGAGGCAAAUGACAAGAAAACAAGCUGUUAACAGUUCAAGGCCUGGCAGGCCCCCUAAGCGUUCUUUGGGAGUGUUGCAGGACAAUGCCCGCCUUCUGCCCCAUGCAGUCCCAGGCCUCUUAUCGCCAGGACUUAUCACUCCAACAGGUAUAACAGCUGCAGCAAUGGCUGAGGCAAUGAAGCUGCAGAAGAUGAAGCUUAUGGCUAUGAAUACUCUUCAGGGAAGUGGAAGCCAAAAUGGGACCGAAUCAGAGCCUGAUGAUCUUAAUUCUAACACGGGUGGAAGUGAAUCCUCCUGGGAUAAGGAUAAGAUGCAGUCUCCUCUUGCUGUUCCUGGACCCCAACAUGGAAUUGCUCAUGCAGCCCUAGCUGGCCAGCCAGGCCUUGCGGGUGCUCCUACCCUCAAUCCACUGCAACAGAACCACCUGCUAACCAAUAGGCUGGAUCUGCCGUUUAUGAUGAUGCCUCAUCCCCUACUUCCAGUCAGCUUACCUCCUGCAUCAGUUGCCAUGGCAAUGAAUCAGAUGAACCAUCUCAAUACUAUUGCCAAUAUGGCUGCUGCAGCCCAGAUUCACAGUCCUCUCUCCAGAGCUGGUACUUCUGUUAUAAAGGAGCGGAUCCCAAAGAGUCCUUCUCCUGCUCCUUCUCUGGAAGAGGGUCAUCACCCUGAGAGCCAGACCUCUUCUCAUCCCAGCAGCAGUGUGUCCAGCUCUCCCUCUCAGAUGGAUCAUCAUUCAGAGAGAAUGGUUAUGAUGCCCAACAAUAGAGAGGAAGCUAUUGUUGAUCAGGAUAAUGGACCAACCAUCAAAAAAUUCCAAAGAAAUAAUAAAGAAGAGGUACCAGUUCAAAUUCCAAUGAUGAAGUCACCUUUGGACAAGAUCCAACUGACUCCUGGGCAGGCAUUGCCUCCUGGAUUCCCUGGACCAUUCAUUUUUGCUGAUAGUCUGUCCUCCGUGGAGACUCUGUUGACCAACAUUCAGGUCAACAAUAUUUCUAUAAACAAAAUAAAUGGUCUACUGAAAGUGGCGUUGGAUAAUGCUCGCAUCCAAGAGAAGCAGAUUCAGCAAGAAAAGAAGGAACUGAGGAUGGAGCUCUAUAGAGAGAGGGAAAUUAGAGAAAACCUUGAAAGACAACUUGCAGUUGAGCUUCAAAGUAGAACUACCAUGCAAAAGCGCCUGAAAAAGGAGAAAAAAGCUAAGAGAAAACUGCAGGAAGCCUUGGAAUUUGAAUCAAAGCGUCGAGAACAAGUGGAGCAGGCACUUAAGCAAGCCACCACUAGUGACAGUGGCCUAAGGAUGUUAAAAGAUUCUGGAAUUUCAGAUACUGAAAUGGAAAACAAUGGGACUCCUCAUGAUAGUGCUGCUAUGCAAGCCUGAACACUGAUGCCGGAACUCCAACUGAUCAUAGGCACGAAUAGGGUGCUGUAGCAGUUACCUGCUUAAUUAGUGUUGUAAUUCUUUAGAAUUCAUACUCAAAUUCCUAAAAUAUGGAACCUACAAUUACUAUUUGUUUAUAACUGAUAAAUAGAACCCUGCACGUACAGAAAAAAUGUGCUAGAGAAUGGGCUUUAUGAGUCUUUAGAGGAUAAUCAUAAUGAUGACUAAACAUGAUAUUUUACACUUUUUUUAACCCCUUUCUUCCAAAGAGUUAACAGUGCUUCACAAACAUUAUCACAUUAACCCACAUAGCAUCCUAGUGGGGUAAGUAGGUGGAAGAAUUUUUAAGACAAAGAAAGUGCUAUUUCUAAGUGGUAUAAGAGAAGUUAAAAUACAGACAUGUCUACUUUAAGCUGUGAUUAUUAUGAAAUAGCUUUUUAUUUGUCUGUCCUGGGAUUUAGCAGGAAGUAUAUCAGGAGAUAAUUCAUUUGUGCAAAUGAUCAAUAUUUGUUAUCACUGCUUUGGAGCUCAGAUUUCUCAAAGAAACACUUUGCCUGUAAUAUUCUCUAAUGGAAUACAAGGAGCUCUAGUUUCUAGAUUUUACCAUGCCUACUGUUUCCCUUGAACUGUUGGCAGAGCAAGACACUUAACCCCUUUUUAGUAGAGCAUUCCUUAUCUGUAAAGAAGGCAAUGAUAAAACCAUAUACCCAAGCUACUAAAAAUGCCCCCUUUAUUCUUUUCUUCUCGCCUCCCAUCCCCAAUCUUGCUUCCUUUUUAUUAAGCUAUCAAUAAGCAAACAGAACAAAAAAUCUAUAGACAUGAGAAAGGAGAAAGGGAGAUAUGAUGGGCCAAUCACAUCAUGGAUAUUUUCACUCUUCACUAUUGGCCUAGAUAUAAAUAGAUGCCUAACAUGUUCAAGUGAUUAGGACCAAAUGGGUCAUUUGGCUUGAAUUGCCCAGGAAAUGGCCUCACAUAUUUUUAACUAUUUACUUAAUGGGGGCCUGGCCACAGGCUAGUGGCAAGAUACCUUUCAUCAUCAUUUUCAUACCUACUAAAAAUAUAACAGAGCAGCAUUCUAGUGCGCUAUAUGGUACUCUAGUGAUCAGAAAGAUUUAAUGCCCCUCCUAAAGUUCCCUACACCAAGCAAAAUCUAAUCCAUUGUGUUAUUUUUAUUUUUGCCCUAGAAUUAAUCAUUAUGUGACAAAAGCAUCACUUGUCUUACGCAAAAGGCCAAACUGAGUUUUUAUCCAUUCUCCAAUAAUCAGUUCCCUGUGGCAGUACAUGCAAUUUCUGUUGGAAUGGCAACCUACCUUGCACACUUAAAAUAUUAUAUUAAUUCAUACCAAUGUGACAUUUCAGUCAUUACAUGCUCUGAAGGAAUUUCUUCUACAGCAUAGGAAUUUGGAUUCUGGUAUUUUCCACAGAUUGUAUAAAGAUCUGCUUAUGUAGAAUAGGUGUACUCUUCUAAUCUAAUUCAGUGAAAUAAUGCCAAAUUAGACAUAGGACAUGAAGAAGGAUGGAGGUAAUCAGAUUAAAAUUUUUAUUAAUAUCAAAUAUCUAAAUAACAAUGAGGAGUGACUAAAAUUAUAACAUCCAAAAAUGUCUCAUCAUUAUAUAGUCAAAUGGCAUAAAUUGGAAUAUAGGUAUAAUUGAACAGAAUUUUCAAAUUAAUUAAGUCACUUAAGUACUGUCUUUUUACAAAUAGAUAUGUUUAAGUUACUUUGUUUGAACCAUAAAGACUCCUC